This is a messenger RNA of Vollenhovia emeryi, 1577 nucleotides long. RefSeq names its product 2-aminoethanethiol dioxygenase. Gene Ontology annotation, cellular component: mitochondrion. NCBI's taxonomy places the organism in Eukaryota, Metazoa, Arthropoda, Insecta, Hymenoptera, Formicidae. The record is from RefSeq and is a predicted model, not a curated record. Bases 367 to 1074 code for a protein of 235 amino acids. The transcript is spliced from 3 exons. Gene Ontology annotation, molecular function: oxidoreductase activity, acting on single donors with incorporation of molecular oxygen, incorporation of two atoms of oxygen.
GGCCUUUACCAGCCUGUGUCUGUGUUGUACAUACACACAUGCAUGCGUAUUACCGUGGAGUAGAACGUACCUAUACAGACCUGUGGAAAAUUACUUAAAUAGUGCGACAAUUUGCUUCUUUCCAAUAUGUGUCUUCUUAGAAAUCAUUUCGAGUUUUGUGCGUACAAGACUUAUAUGUGCAGGACGAUUUAAUAUUAAACACUGAGUAGUUCGAAGUGUCCGCGUUUAUUGUAUCUCGAGCGGUAAUUGAGGUUAUGAUUUCGUCGAUAAACACAAGGCAUAUGCUCGAACGUAAAUACUUUGUAUCGUCGCCCGUCGAUCUUGAUUAAAAGUUCAAGGUGAAAGUAGCGCACUAAGAUAGCGAUUAUGGCAUCGGCGAUCGAGGUUUUAGGAAAGCAGGCAAUGAAAACGUUCAGCGAUCGCCGGCUCUCCCAGAAAAACAUGGACAAAUUGUUAAGCCUGAUAAACAAGAUAACGGUCGAGGAUGUAAAACUUGAUAAGAAUGUUCUCGAUUACGUCAGCAAGCAGCCCGCGCCUAUGUGCGUGAUGGAUAUAUUUGAAAACAAGGAUAUAACAAUUGCGAUUUUCAUAUUGAAACAAGGAGUCAGGAUGCCUAUGCACGAUCAUCCUGGAAUGCACGGUUUAUUGAAGGUGAUCAACGGUAUGGUAGAAUUAACCAGCUAUAGUUUAAAGGCAAAGAGCGAGCAUGUGAUUAAAGCGAAGGAAGAAAUUGCGGCAUUCAAGCAUCGGUCAGUUCAUCUUCAUAACAACUCGCCCGCCUGUACCUUCACACCGACGGAGAAAAAUCUACAUGAAAUUUUGUGCGUGGAGGGUCCCGCGGCGUUUCUAGACAUACUCAGUCCACCGUACGACGUCGAUGAUUAUGGCAACGGAACGAGACCGUGUACGUUCUUCAAGAGCGUCAAGUCUAACAUAGUUAAUCUAAAUAAGCUAUGUACAGAAUUGACAGAUAUAAUCGAGGAAGUUCAGUUGUCAGUUAUGGAGACCAUGCCGGAAUUUUAUUCCACGAGUCUAGAGUACACGGGACCUCCCUUGAAAAAUCACUACAAUUAAAAUGGAUACUUUUCGCCUCGUGUUUUAUUUGCUAUUUGUAACGUUAUGCAUAGCCGUGUAGUACAUAGAUUUUCACGUGAUCUUCACCGCCACGUAUAAAUGUAUUCAAGAUUUAAGUAUUACGUGUACGAUUGGCAGAUACAAUUGAAUGUCCAUGUCGUAAACAUGUGGAGACUAUUGUCCUGUGAAUUUAGUUCAACUCUUACAAUUGGAUUAGUUCUGCAGUUAAACAUAUAUCACUGUCGGAUGUCGAGUAUGUACAUGGGUGUAAUAGCGAAUUUGAACUAUUCCGCGUAUAAGAAAACUAUAUUGAGAAAGAUACGGUACAUUUUUACUGGUAAAAUAAGUAAAAUGUUGAUAUAUAUCUUUGUGUAUAGCAGUCUUUAAAUGACCAGAAUAGAGGUAGUGCACACCUGACGAAUUCGCUAAAGAAAUAGAUCGAACAAUUUUCAUGCCGAUUAUGCUUAGCGGGAGAAGUAAAUAAAGAAGGAAGAUAACUGCUA